Messenger RNA from Trichobilharzia szidati, 417 nucleotides. NCBI's taxonomy places the organism in Eukaryota, Metazoa, Platyhelminthes, Trematoda, Strigeidida, Schistosomatidae. The record is from the annotation of a GenBank genome assembly.
AUGGGUGAUCACAAUUGCCAUGUCGGGCUUGGUGUGAAGUGUGCAAAAGAAGUUGCUACUGCCAUAAGAGGGGCUAUUAUUCAAGCAAAACUGUCGAUUAUACCUGUGAGAAAGGGAUAUUGGGUAACGGGGAAGUGUGGUUCUGUGUCUGUGCGGCUUAUACCUGCACCUCGAGGUACAGGAAUUGUUGGUGCUCCAGUCCCAAAGAAGCUUUUGCAAAUGGCUGGUAUCGAUGACGUAUACACAAGCGCUCGCGGUCAGACAUCUACAUUAGGAAAUUUCGCCAAAGCAACAUAUGCUGCCAUACGGGCUACUUAUGAAUACCUUACUCCCGACCUGUGGAAUGUUACUCCAAAAGGAAAACACCUCUUUAUCGAACACUCGGAUUAUCUAUGUAAAGUUGCAAAACAGGUUUGA